This is a messenger RNA of Xyrauchen texanus (razorback sucker), 2174 nucleotides long. It is a transcript of the gene ube2v2, whose product is annotated as ubiquitin-conjugating enzyme E2 variant 2. Gene Ontology annotation, cellular component: nucleus. The transcript is spliced from 4 exons. The record is from RefSeq and is a predicted model, not a curated record. The coding region runs from base 42 to 482 and encodes 146 amino acids. Gene Ontology annotation, biological process: DNA damage tolerance; protein K63-linked ubiquitination. NCBI's taxonomy places the organism in Eukaryota, Metazoa, Chordata, Actinopteri, Cypriniformes, Catostomidae.
CACAUGACGCUUUUUCGUGCGCUUUUGGAUUCGGGCUGGACAUGAUGGCGGCCUCCUCAGGAGUUAAAGUUCCUCGUAAUUUUCGUUUGUUGGAAGAGCUUGAAGAAGGGCAGAAGGGUGUUGGUGAUGGUACAGUGAGCUGGGGUCUGGAGGAUGAUGAGGACAUGACUCUCACACGGUGGACAGGCAUGAUCAUCGGACCUGCGCGAACUAAUUACGAAAACAGGAUAUACAGCCUGAAAGUGGAGUGUGGACCUAAAUAUCCCGAAUUACCACCGACGGUUAGAUUUGUAACAAAAAUUAGCAUGAAUGGAAUAAAUAAUUCCAAUGGGAUGGUGGAUGCACGUAGCAUACCAAUUCUAGCAAAAUGGCAAAACUCAUAUAGCAUUAAAGUCGUUCUUCAAGAGCUAAGGCGUCUUAUGAUGUCCAAAGAGAAUAUGAAGCUUCCUCAACCACCAGAAGGGCAGUCAUACAGCAAUUAAUUGUAAAUGAUUGUUAUGACCCUCUGUCUUAAACCUUACUCUCUUAGAAAUGUCUUGUAAAUCAUCAGAUAACAAAAACAAAAAAAAACAUAUUGCUCACUCCACCGUCAAAACAGUCUCCACUGCAGGAGCAAGAUUGGACAUUUCUAAUUGUUUAGCUUGAGAAACCAACCAAGAAAGAAAAAUGUCUGUAAUGUGUUGGCACCAUGUUCAAUUCUAUUUUAAAAUUGCGAGUGCGCAAAUCUCUCUCUUCCAGGAACAUUACAUCGACCACAAGCUUUAUGUUGAACUGAAUCAUGUCGCCAUAGACGCAGAAGGAAAGGCAUGUUAGAACGGUGAGGUUUAUACAGAUCUAUACAUUUUAAGUUAGUUACUGGACACCAAAACUAAAAAAUUAGGAUGCAUAUACAACGGCAUGCUUGUUUAAAAAAUAAAAGUGAAAAGCAGCUGAAUAAGUUGCUGAAUAAGUUAGCUGAAUUGUUUUUUGUGUAUCUGAACCCCUCACCGAUAAUAUCAAUAAGGGUCCUAAAAGUGUGCCUGUAGUCUACUAGUAGUGUUGCAGAGGGGUGGGAGUGGUUCUGAACUUUCUUCUUUUUUGUUUUUAUUUUUAAUGUCUGUAAUUGAGACAAUAGCAGUUUGUUACAGCGUGGUAGCUCUUGACUUUGUACAUGGAUGCUCUCCUCUUUUCACAAAUCGAACCAUGCGCUUAACAUGUCGAAUGCAUUAAAAUGUGACUCCAAUCCGCUGUCAGAUUCUGUUGUAUAUCACACACAGCAGAAAUAUACUGAGAUGUUACUAAACAGCAAACCCUUGCCGUUCAGGGACGAGAUAUGGUUCAGAUUCGAAUCGCUUGAAUCAUUUUAAUCAUGCAGCCAUACUCGCAGUGAUCAUUUAGUUCUACACCAAACUAUAACCUACCAGUAAAAACUCGCAUAGAUGCAUUUCAUAUCAGUGCAAUGUAACUGAUCAAGAGAAUAAAUGCAACAAUUUCUUAAAGCAUGUUGUAGUAUCUAAAAUUUAAAUUGCUCAUCACGUAUAUAUUACAUAUUUUAAUUUUGAUGAGCUGCAACAUGUAUACACUGCUGUUUUGCAUACAUUGUAAUGUGACGUAUUGUGAAAAUCACACAUUAAAAAGUGAGUUUGGAAGCUGUUCUCAUUGGUUAGGUUCUUUGAAUCACUGAUUAUGUAAAUGGUAAGGAUUUGCUGUACAAAACUUGCCCUUGCUUAACCACAGUGCUUUAAAACUCCACCUAUAACUGCAAUGGCAUGCUGUUAUGUAGCUAUCAUUACAACAAACUAGUAAUUCAGUUAUUCUAACAUUAGAAAAGCUGUUAUAAUCCUUAGGUACUCUAAUAAAGUUGAUUAUUGUAAUUCCAAUGAAUGGUGGGGGUUUGUUGUACUUUUCCUUUAUGCUUCGGUUGGCUUUGACCAUUUCACUAAAGUUAGCAAAACGAAUAGGCUUGUUAUUGUGCAAAUUAAUAUAUGUAGUGGCAAUUUCUUACAGUCUUGACAUUUUUCAGAGCCACAUAUAAAACAUCUUGCUGUUAAUUGACUUGUGUAAUGCAUCUAAGAAACAUGUUUUCUCCCUGUUCAUUUUUUUAUUUUAUUUUUAUUUUAAGACAUAACCAAAUUAAGUUGAUUUUGUGACACCGGGCUAUGUUCAGAAUAAUAAAACAAACAUUGUGAAACACA